Molecule: messenger RNA, 856 nt
Organism: Mizuhopecten yessoensis (Yesso scallop)
Lineage: Eukaryota; Metazoa; Mollusca; Bivalvia; Pectinida; Pectinidae
Product: EGF-like domain-containing protein comC
Exons: 1
Source: RefSeq, a predicted model, not a curated record
UACACCUCAGUGAGUUGUACCCACGACAAAGCGGAUUGUACCCACGACAAAGCAGAUUGUACCCACGACAAAGCAGAUUGUACCCACAACAAAGCGGAUAGUCCCCACGACAAAGCAGAUUGUACCCACAACAAAGCGGAUAGUACCCACGACAAAGCAGAUUGUACCCACAACAAAGCAGAUUGUACCCACGACAAAGCAGAUUGUACCCACAACAAAGCGGAUAGGACCCACGACAAAGCAGAUUGUACCCACAACAAAGCGGAUAGUCCCCACGACAAAGCAGAUUGUACCCACAACAAAGCGGAUAGUCCCCACGACAAAGCAGAUUGUACCCACAACAAAGCAGAUUGUACACACGACAAAGCAGAUUGUACCCAUGACAUAGCAGAUUGUACCCACGACAAAGCAGAUUGUACCCAUGACAUAGCAGAUUGUACCCACGACAAAGCAGAUUGUACCCACGACAAAGCGGAUUGUACCCACUACAAAGCAGAUUGUACCCACGACAAAGCAGAUUGUAACCACGCCAAAGAAGAUUGUCCCCACGACAAAGCAGAUUGUACCCACGACAAAGCAGAUUGUACCCACAACAAAGCGGAUAGUCCCCACGACAAAGCAGAUUGUACCCACAACAAAGCAGAUUGUACCCACGACAAAGCAGAUUGUACCCAUGACAUAGCAGAUUGUACCCACGACAAAGCAGAUUGUACCCACGACAUAGCAGAUUGUACCCACAACAAAGCGGAUAGUACCCACGACAAAGCAGAUUGUACCCACAACAAAGCAGAUUGUACCCACGACAUAGCAGAUUGUACCCACGACAAAGUGGAUAGUACCCUCCAUAAAGUGGAUU